This is a messenger RNA of Helobdella robusta, 351 nucleotides long. RefSeq lists its product as hypothetical. The record is from RefSeq and is a predicted model, not a curated record. Gene Ontology annotation, molecular function: protein tyrosine phosphatase activity. Gene Ontology annotation, biological process: protein dephosphorylation. NCBI's taxonomy places the organism in Eukaryota, Metazoa, Annelida, Clitellata, Rhynchobdellida, Glossiphoniidae. The transcript has 2 exons. Bases 1 to 351 code for a protein of 116 amino acids.
AUGCGAAUUAUUUUUCAUAAGAAUACUCAAGAACUUAUAGUAACCCAUAUGUGGUUCAACCACUGGCCAGAUGAAAAAACUCCAGACGACACAGGCGGUCUUUUAAACUUUCAUCACCAAAUGAAAUCAUUUGUGCAGAACUGGAGGGCUGUUUAUAAAAAAAAUCCAUGCAUCAUCGUUCAGUGCGAGACAGGCGUAGGUCCCACGGGAAUUUUCAUAGGUUUGGAUUACUUGAUUGAACAGUGCAAAGAAAAAAGAAUGGUCGAUGUGCUUGGAUGCUUGAAGCAUCUCAGAUCUCACAGGAAUUUCAUGAUUCAAACUAAGGUUUUUUUAUUGUCAAACAAUCAUUGA